Molecule: messenger RNA, 2139 nt
Organism: Candida dubliniensis CD36
Lineage: Eukaryota; Fungi; Ascomycota; Pichiomycetes; Serinales; Debaryomycetaceae
Exons: 1
Coding region: 1-2139 (712 amino acids)
Biological process (GO): DNA replication initiation
Cellular component (GO): nucleolus
Molecular function (GO): chromatin binding
Source: RefSeq, a predicted model, not a curated record
AUGGCUAAAAGAAAAAGUAAACAUCAAGAUUUAGAAAAGAAGAAGAAACUUAAACAAAGUCAAGAUGAACAAUUAUCUACAGGAUUGUUUAAUAAUGUGGGACAACAUGAUGAUGAAGAAGAAGAAGAAAUAGAUUGGGAUAAUCAAGAGAUGGAUUAUGAAUUAGUGCCACGGAAAAUCACUACAAAGAAAACAAUUGAAGCAUUACCAAUUAAGAAGUCCGAUGGGACAAUAGAAAGAGUUAUUAGAGAAGUUGAAGAAGAAGAAGAAGACGAAGUACAAGAAGAACUGGAAUCAGAAACUGAAUUACAAAACUCAAAUGAUGGACAAUCAAAAGAAGACGCUGAUGAUGAUGAUGAAGAAGAAGAAGAAGAAGAAGACACAUUAACACCACAAGAAAAAUUGAUUCAAACAAAAGAAGAAAUUGCCGAAUUGGCAUCAAAAUUGAUUGAAGAUCCUGAAGAAAAUAUUGCUUGUCUUACUAGAUUACGGAAAAUGUCUGAAUCGAAAAAUUUCAUGACAUCUCAAUUAUCUAUAUUAGCAUUAAUACCAAUUUUUAAAUCACUUGCACCAUCAUAUAAAAUAAGACCAUUAACUGAUUCUGAAAAAAGAGAGAAAGUUAGUCGAGAAGUGGCCAAAUUAAGAAGUUUUGAACAAAGUUUAGUAAUUAAUUAUAAGGCAUAUAUUGAAUUAUUAUCAAAAUAUCUGAAAGUAUCAUAUUCUAAUUCUAUGAAUAAUAUUAAAAUAACUAGUGAUAUGUUAAAACGAGGGAAUAUUGCUUUAAAAGCUGCAACUGAACUUUGUUUAAGUUCUUUAAGACAUUUCAAUUUCCGAGAGGAAUUAUUUGCUAUUGUAAUUAAACGAUUAAAUAAAAAGCCUCAACAUGAACAAGAUUAUCCAAUAUUUAUUAAAUCAUUAAGAGUUUUAGAGACUUUAUUGAAAGAUGAUGCUGAACAUGGAGAUAUUACAUUUGAUUUAAUAAAAAUCAUGACCAAAUCAAUUAGAGAUAAAAAAUUUCGAGUUGAUGAAUCAGUUAUUAAUGUUUUCUUAUCAAUUUCAUUAUUAGAAGAUUAUGAUCCCAAUAAUAAUGAUAACAAAGAAAGCAAACCAAAAUUGAAGAAGAAAGAUCGAGUCCAUUUAUCUAAAAAAGAACGUAAAGCUCGUAAAGAACGGAAAGAAAUUGAAGAAGAAAUGCAAAAGGCAGAACAAGCCAUCACAGUUGAACAACGAGAAAAAUAUCAAGCUCAAGUAUUAAAAAUGAUAUUAACAUUAUACCUUGAAAUAUUAAAAGCUGGUUCACAAUUGACUAAUGGUAAAAAAAAUGAUGCUAGUUUAUUAAUGGGGGCAGUAUUAGAAGGAUUAUCAAGAUUUGGUCAAAUGUCUAAUUUGGAUUUAUUAGGGGAUUUCUUGGAAGUGUUACGAGAAAUUAUGACUGAUAUUGUUGAAGAGCAUUCAUUUGAUGAUGAUGAAGAUAAUGAAGGAGGUGGGAUGUAUACUGGGAAUCAAUUGAGAACAAUAUUAUUAUGUAUUGCCACUUCAUUUUCAUUAGUGUUGAAUCAUGGUUCUAUGGGGAAAUUACCUAUGGCAAUAGAUUUAAGUAAAUUUGUUUCAACAUUAUAUAUAAUAUUAACAGAUUUGGCCUUAGACCCUGAUUUGGAAUUUAGUCAUAAAACAUUAAGAUUAGCUGAUCCUUUAUCUAAUGAAAUGGAAAAUGAAAAACCAGCAAUUAAUGUUUCUACUAAAGCUGAAUUAUUAUUAAGAUGUCUUGAUUUUAUUUUCUUCCGAUCAAAAAAUGGUACUAUACCUCGGGCCACAGCAUUUGUGAAACGAUUAUAUAUUCUAACAUUACAAACUCCUGAGAAAACUACUUUGGCCAAUUUAAAAUUUAUUGGUAAAUUAAUGAGUAGAUAUGGUGAAAGUAUUAAAGGAUUAUGGAAUACUGAAGAAAGAAUCAGUGGUGAAGGAAAUUAUAUUUUAGGAAUUGAAAAUGGAAUGAAAAAUAAACAUGUUGAUUUAGAACGAAGUAAUAGUGGAGCAGCAACAUUAUGGGAAAAUGUAUUAUUAGAUAAACAUUAUUCAGUAAUGAUUAAAGAUGGUUCAAGAUCUUUAUUAAAGAAUAGUAAGGCAAAUGUCAAUUAA